Leptinotarsa decemlineata (Colorado potato beetle) is the source of this 1321-nucleotide messenger RNA. RefSeq lists its product as uncharacterized. NCBI's taxonomy places the organism in Eukaryota, Metazoa, Arthropoda, Insecta, Coleoptera, Chrysomelidae. The record is from RefSeq and is a predicted model, not a curated record.
UGAAUUUACAUUCCCUGAUAAAACUGCUUCUAGUGAACAUAAAUUACCAAACUAACGAUGGAUGACGAAAUCAAAACCGAAAUUUUCAAGUGUAUCGAGGAAUCCAAGAAAACCGAAAAUUUAUCCGGCUUGAAGAUAGAUUUAACUGGUACAAACGAAAAGGGUGAAGGAUACAUUGCAGACUUCGUUUUCGCUACAGUCAGCGGUACCGAUGAGAAUAACCAGCUCCAAGUAGAUCAUUUGGCCAUCAAGAUGGGCAAGAGAAGCAAAGAAUUGAGAGAGAAAAUGCCGGCUAUAAUGGAGAUGUACAAAAGAGAAGAAUUGUUUUACGAGAAAGUGCUCCCCACAUUUCUGGAGUUCCAGUUGGAGAAAAAAGUGGAGAAUCCCUUCAAUGCAGUUCCUAAAUGCUUGAAUGUACACUCUACUGAUGUCCUGACUGCACUGGUUUUUGAGAAUUUAAAGAAAUGCGGGUAUUCAUUGCAUGACAAGAGACAACCAAUGAACCUGCAACAUAUUCGACUCGUUUUGAAAAACUACGCAAAACUGCACGCCCUAUCUUUUGCAUUGCGUGACCAGGAAAAAGAAAAAUUCGACGAGUUGACUAGCUGGUAUUACUCAGUUCUGAAAAAAAUGGUGAUAGGGAUGAAUAUGUCUGAAAAAAGUGACACAGUACCAAAAAAAUUGAGAGAAGCUGGAAGAGACGACUUGGCAGCGAAAUACGAAGACCAAAUGGAGACUGGCAGAGAAAACGUUUUGUUGAAAUGUCUUGAUGACGUUCCCAAGGAGAGUGUCAUAACGCAUGGAGACUGUCACAACAAUAAUUUUCUUUUCAAGUAUGAGGAUGGAGACAAGGAAAAUCCAGUCAAAGUUGCCAUCCUCGACUGGCAAGUUUCUGAACUUCACUCUCCAGUAAUGGAUCUAUCCUAUUUCCUAUACGCUACUGCUUCCAAAGAAGAACUAGCUCAACUAGAUGUUCUGCUCAAGUACUACCACGCAAACUUAUCAGACUUUAUGGAAGCGUUAGGAUCGGAUGCUGGAAAAUUGUUUCCUUACGACACGUUAGUGGAACAUUGGAAAAAAUAUUCAGUUUUUCAAUUCAGAUUAACAACAGGUUUUCUGAAAUUACUAUAUGUUGAUAAAGAUGACGCCCCGUCGAUCGAGGAUGUCAAAGGAGACGGUGAUAUGGAUGAAAUAUUCCGUGAAAUGAAACUAACUGAUGAAAAUUUGUAUACAGAUAGAUUGAUAUCAAUCGUUGACCACUAUUUUAAUUUCUUGCUGGCUUAAAUGUACGCGUCAGAGAAAAAUAUAUUCUUUGGUCAAU